Molecule: messenger RNA, 2121 nt
Organism: Hippocampus comes (tiger tail seahorse)
Lineage: Eukaryota; Metazoa; Chordata; Actinopteri; Syngnathiformes; Syngnathidae
Gene: dnajc11a
Product: DnaJ (Hsp40) homolog, subfamily C, member 11a
Exons: 16
Coding region: 55-1734 (559 amino acids)
Biological process (GO): cristae formation
Source: RefSeq, a predicted model, not a curated record
GCCAUAUUGUGUAACGCGGACGAAGGAGCGAAGAAGAAAUGACCGGGCAUAAACAUGGCGUCUGCCUUAGACGACGAGGAGAUCUCCAGUGAUGAUUACUAUUCUCUACUAAAUGUCCGGCGAGAGGCGACACAGGAGCAGUUGAAGGCGGCGUACAGGCGGUUAUGCAUGUUAUACCACCCAGAUAAACAUCGGGAUCCAGAACUAAAGCGCCAAGCGGAGCAGCUUUUUAACCUGGUACAUGAAGCUUACGAAGUGCUUAGCGAUCCACAGGCACGAGCAAUCUACGAUAUCUAUGGCAAGCGUGGACUGGAUGUUGAUGGGUGGGAGGUGGUGGAGAGGAAACGAACUCCUGCAGAGAUUCGAGAGGAGUACGAGCGUCUUCAGAAGGAGCGUGAGGAGAGGAGACUCCAGCAAAGGACCAACCCCAAGGGAACAAUUAGUGUGGGCGUUGAUGCCACAGACCUCUUUGAUCGCUACGAGGAGGACUAUGAAGACAUGGUUGGAGGCGGUGUCCCACACGUGGAAAUCAAUAAGAUGCACAUAUCACAAUCCAUAGAGGCCCCUCUGACCACAAAUGACACAGCCAUCUUGUCUGGUUCUUUGUCGACACACAAUGGAAACGGAGGCGGGACUAUUAACUUGGCCUUGAGGAGAGUCACUUCAGCUCAGGGUUGGGGGGAGAUAGAGCUUGGCGCUGGGGACACACACGGACCUCUCUUUGGAAUGAAGAUCUUCCGAAAUUUGACGCCGCGCUUCUAUGUGACGGCGCAAUGCGGACUCCAGUUUUCGUCCCGGGGCGUGCGUCCUGGCGUCAGCACGGUGCUGGCCCGUCACCUGGACAAAAACACGAUGGGUUACCUGCAGUGGCGUUGGGGGAUCCACUCUUCCAUGAACACCAGCAUCGUCAGGGACACCAAGAGCAGCCAUUUCACCUUAGCAGUGCAGCUGGGCAUUCCACACACUUUUAUGAUGAUGAGCUACCAAUACAAGUUCCAGGAUGAAGACCAGACCAAGAUUAAGGGCUCAAUAAAGUCUGGUUUCUUUGGGACUGUGUUGGAGUACGGCGCUGAGAGGAAAAUCAGUCGACACAGCGUUUUAGGAGCCACGGUCAGUGUCGGGGUGCCACAGGGUGUCUCGCUCAAGGUCAAACUAAACAGAGCCAGCCAGACGUACUUCUUCCCUAUUCACCUGACUGAUCAACUUCUGCCAAGUGCUGUAUUUUACGCCACAGUUGGACCGCUGGUUGUCUACCUCGCCAUGCAGCGACUCAUUAUCCGGCCAUACGUGCGGGCCCAGAAGGAACAAGACUUGGAGAAGCAGCGUGAAAGUUCGGCCUCGAACAUAGCCAAAAAGAAACAGGAGGCCGAGGCGGCGGUCUUACUCAUGCAGGAGUCCGUGCGGAGGAUUAUUGAAGCCGAGGAGUCUCGAAUGGGUCUCAUCAUCCUCAAUGCCUGGUAUGGCAAGUUUGUGACGGACAACAGCCGGAAACACGAAAGGGCCAAAGUGAUUGACGUGAGCGUGCCGCUGCAGUGUCUGGUGAAAGAUUCCAAACUCAUCCUAACCGAGGCCGCAAAGUCAGGCCUCCCUGGUUUCUAUGACCCCUGUGUGGGGGAAGAAAAGAGCCUCAAGGUGCUGUAUCAGUUCCGCGGCGUCAUGCAUCAAGUCCUGUCAGGAGACUCUGAACCACUCAGGAUACCAAAGCAAUCUCACAGGGUUGAUGCAGACACAUAGGAGUACCUGUAUUGACUCCCCCUCACCUCUCUCAAAAAAGCCACAUCUCUCAGCUCUUCAAGGAGACGGAUUCAUCUUUGUUUUAGAUACAACAGGGAGCAAGUAUUGGUCACCAAAAAGUAUUUCUCUAUCCUUGGUCUUUAUAUAGAUCAGUUAAACAUGCAGAAUGGUAAAUGAAGCAUUACAAAGGGUAGCUGUGGACAAUGUGACUCUAAAAUAAAUGAUUACCAUCUUCUUAAAGCCUACCCAUUGUACAUUUACUUGAGUUAAGUUUUAUAAACAACUUUUUUGACCAAGUUGUUUGACAUUGCAGUGCCUAUGUGAUUUAAAACAUAAUUGCGCCUGUUUGUUUGCCCUAAUAUUAAAAUUGGUCUCUGGCAUGGUUAA